AUGACCACACUUACUUUAAAGCAUUACUCCCAUGAUGAAUCCGCUAAACUGUUUCAUCUUGCCACAUCACAAGGGUAUUUUGAUCAACGUUCACCUACUUUGAAUACAGGGGAUCCCACAAAAAAGAUGGAGGAAAUUCGCAACUAUGUACACAACACUAUGAGCCUAUAUGAGAAAGUUUUUGAAUGUGUGGCUACAGAGGAAGCUUUUUUCGUUAAACCCAUUCACAAACUUCGUCAUCCAUUAAUUUUUUAUUAUGGACAUACUGCUUGUUUUUAUAUAAACAAGUUAUGCGCAGCUGGAAUUUCAAAACGAAUAGAUCCAAGAUUGGAAGAAAUGUUUGCUGUGGGUGUUGAUGAAAUGAGUUGGGAUGAUCUGAACGAAGAACAUUACGACUGGCCUUCUGUAAAUCAAGUGACAGAGUACCGACGGGCUGUACGUAAACAUCUUGAUGAAAUGUUAACAAGCGGAGAGUACAAGUUAAAAUUACCUUUAACUUUUGAAAACAGUACUGCUGAUUUGGAUAACUCAUUCUGGUGGGUAAUGCUAAUGGGUGCUGAACACGAGCGUAUUCAUAUUGAAACUGCAUCUGUUCACGUGCGUGAGCUUCCAAUAAAGUAUGUCAAACCCUCCAUGGCUCUUUUCUGGAAACGUUGUGAAGAAGUUAACCCCAGUGCCCCAAUAAAUGAAUUAAUUGAAGUUGUUGGAGGUAAGGUACAUUUGGGACGUCGACCAGAUUCUGAAUUAUAUGGGUGGGACUGUGAUUACUCAAACGGCAAUUACGUUAUUGAUGUUCCUUCUUUUAAGGCAAGUAAAUAUUUGGUUUCUAACGCAGAAUUUUUUGCCUUUAUGAAAGCUGAUGGAUACAAUACACAACGUUAUUGGGAUGAAGAAGGUUGGAAAUGGGUACAAUGGAAGAAACCACUACAUCCUUGGUUUUGGGUAAUUGAUGAAUCUCGUCCUGACGGUUAUGCCCUUCGCUUACAAACAGAAUUAAUUGACUUACCUUGGAAUUGGCCUUGUGAGCUAAAUAAUCUUGAGGCUCAUGCUUUCUGCAAAUUCAAAGGUGAACAAAUGGGAAAAAAUAUUCGUAUGUUAACUGAAGCAGAAUGGUUACUUCUUUGGGAUCGUUAUGUGGGAAAAGAUCAGCCGGCAUGGAAUGUCGCACCAGGUAACCUUAAUCUUGAACACUACAAGAGUUCUUGUCCUGUAAAUAAAUUUCAUCAUGGACCAUUCUUUGAUAUUGUGGGUAACGUUUGGCAACAUUGUGAGACUCGUGUUUAUCCCUAUCCUGGAUACAAUGUUCAUCCAUUUUAUGAUGAUUUUUCUAUGCCAACUUUUGAUGGUCGUCAUGCAUGCAUGAAGGGAGGAACUUGGAUAAGCACUGGAAAUGAAGCCACUCGUGAUGCUCGUUUUGCAUUUCUACGUCAUUUUUUUCAAUAUAUUGGUUUACGCUAUGUAGAGGGAGAACCAGUAAAUGAAAUGCAACACUGCCAAAGUGUUUUGGGACUUGAUCCAGAAGUGGAUGUUCUCACAGAUGCAAACUUCCGUGAGUCAUUCAAGGGUAUUCCUAAUGGUUGUGUUAAGAUUGCCGAAUAUGUAAUGAAACAAUUUAAAACUUAUGCCAAGACUGAACCAAAACGUGCACUUGACUUUGCUUGUGGUGCUGGUCGAAUUUCUUUUGAGCUGACCAAACUAUUUGAUGAUGUUCUUGGAUCUGAUUUUACAGCCAGACGGCUUAUGCCUGCAUACGCUAUAAAAGAACGAGGUAAGUGCACAUACAGUGUGUUCGAUCCCUCUAAACAUGAACGUGUGGCAUGUGAAAUUCAGUCUUCCAAUUACUCUUGGGACAACACACGUGAGAAUGCCCGGUUUUUUCAAGCCGAUCCCACGAACCUUCACGCUCACAUGAAGGACUUUUCUUUGAUCCUCUGCUGGAACACAUUGGAAAAAAGUUAUAAUCCUACUGCCAUUCCACCACAUUUGUUGGGACGGCUAAACAAGGGAGGUCUUCUUGUCAUUGGCAGUCGCUUCGCGUUGAGUGAUCUCAACACGUCCGAAGAAAAGCCAAAAGACGAAGAUUCUCCACAGUAUGAGGGACUGACAGAAGAGGAAUUAUUCAAUUUGUUGGGCGCCGAAGUGACUGUGGAACGUGUUGGGGAGCCACUGAAAGUGAAAGUGGUAUUCCUAGAGUUGGAUGGUGUGGCAAAGUUGAAGAGUGUGCAACUUGUAACGUACAGAAAGAAAUGA
Trypanosoma theileri is the source of this 2250-nucleotide messenger RNA. Its product is annotated as generic methyltransferase. The coding region runs from base 1 to 2250 and encodes 749 amino acids. The transcript has a single exon. The record is from RefSeq and is a predicted model, not a curated record. Lineage: Eukaryota; Euglenozoa; Kinetoplastea; Trypanosomatida; Trypanosomatidae.